AUGGUCCCGCACCACCCGGCGGCCAACUCCAACGCUAUAAUGAACUCCCCUCCAGGCGCCACUUCAGCGAAUAAAGCCAAAUCUGGCAUCUCCAUGCCGGGUGUCCGGGCACAGAUCAAGCGUGGCCGAACUGGUUGCUUUACCUGUCGACGGCGACGAAAGAAAUGUGAUGAGACCAAGCCACAAUGCAUUGGUUGUCUCCGGAGUGGUUACAUCUGCGAGGGAUAUCCCGCUAUCGUCAGAUAUGAAGAACAUAAAACCAAGAGACUAUCUCAAAGUCAAAGCCAGUCGCCUGAAGGUCAGGCUCAAUGUCCAAGUCAGAUUCCGGCACAGACGUCGCCGGCGAUACACAAUGUCAAUUCGGCAGCGACUGUCGCGCAACAAACAACGGUAGAGGGCAAUGACGCCUUUCUCCACUGGUUUCUUCCGGAUGAUACCACGGACAAUUUCGGUGUCAUGGUCAAUUAUGGCAAUUCCAAUCUGUCCACGGCCAUGGACGGGUCGAUCAUGGAAUAUCCUCAAAUGGACACGGCAACUUCGACGCUACAACAACAACUAUCGUAUCAACUUCAGCAACGGCAGCAGAGCUCAGAAGCAGAAAUUCCCCGAAGUAUUCCCUUCCUGAUAAACGGCGUCGAUUCGCGGACCGAGCAAAAGUUCUUUUUUCACUUUACAAACGUGACGUCACGCGUGCUCACUAUUUCCAACAACGAGAAGAAUCCUCUGUUGACGAUCGUGCUGCCUCGUAGCCUCGACGACCCCAUGAUAUCCAAGGCCAUCGCGUGCUUGGGAGGUUCUCAUCUCGCUAACCUACAGCCCGAAUCAGAACUACAGACACAAGCCGAGAAAAAUCGCAUCCUGAAGAACGCGGUCACUCAACAAACGGCUCGGAUGAUGGCCCUGAGAGCCUCGGGCCCAAGACAAACCAGCGCCGAAUUCGAAGCCAUACUGACCAGUACACUUUUGUUAUGCCUCUACGAGAUUUCCGAGGGAUCGGGUAAUCUGACAUGGCGCGUCCGACUCGAUGAAGCGCGAGACUUAAUCCAAGAUGCUCUGAGAGUAUCAUGCCGCGGCAAUCACGACAUGUCUUGUUCUCUACAGGCCCUGUCGUCCCUGGGCAUCGACCAAUUCCUCCUCGACUUCUUCGUCUACCACGACAUUCUGGCCGGGGUGACCGACCCAAUGCACCAGCCGCUGCUAAAAUCGACGUUGCGUGCCUCCUCCCAGACUGAAGAUGAAGUCUACAUGAUUGGCGUCGACAACGGGCUCUUUGACUUGAUCGCGCAGAUCGUCGGGCUACGUUCCAGCGCCCGAACUCACGGCCGGUCCAACCCCGUCGUCAUCUUCGAAGCCAUCCAGAUCUGGGAAGCGCUGGAUGCUUGGAAACCCAACACGGACGACCGUGACCAGACGCUUGCGUUCUCCGCGUACACGUCCGCCCUGUUUGUCUGGCUCUACUCCAUUAUCUACCCGGAUAACAUAGGCGACGACAAGGUGAAAAUAGCCGUCCGGAACGGGCUGGACAACAUGCACCAGAUCCAGGCCAGAGGUGUUCUGGCUUUUUUGCUCUUUCCCGCUUUUGUCCUGGGCAUUGCUAGUGUCACGCCCGAACAUCGCUCCGAGAUAUCAGCCGUGUUUGAGCGGUUGAGGAAUUUCAGUGCCCUGGGCAAUGUCAAGCUGGCAUAUGAGGUGGUGAAACGGUCCUGGCUGGAUUAUGGGAGGGGCAUACCUCGAUCGUGGGAUUGGAUUCAACAAAUGGAGGUGAACAGAAUUAGUCUGCCUGUCACUUGA
Molecule: messenger RNA, 1791 nt
Organism: Rhinocladiella mackenziei CBS 650.93
Lineage: Eukaryota; Fungi; Ascomycota; Eurotiomycetes; Chaetothyriales; Herpotrichiellaceae
Exons: 2
Coding region: 1-1791 (596 amino acids)
Biological process (GO): positive regulation of transcription by RNA polymerase II
Cellular component (GO): nucleus
Molecular function (GO): DNA-binding transcription factor activity, RNA polymerase II-specific; transcription cis-regulatory region binding; zinc ion binding
Source: RefSeq, a predicted model, not a curated record